CUGUUAGUAGUGUGUUGUGAUCCGCGUCGACGCACACGGACUCAUGAUCACAAAUAUUUUCCAACCAACAUUUUUUAGCAUAAAGCGCUAGAAAUAUCCCACAAGGACAAAAGUUCAAUCUUACAGUUUCUACAUUUAUGUGCAAACCAGUCCUGCACGUCGGUACAGAAUGGCCACAAGCACAGCUCACAUCUAUAAGUACCUGACUGUUUCCCAUGUCUCUACAGAAUGGCGACAAGCACAGCUCACAUCUAUAAGUACCUGACUCUGCCUGACAGCUUGCUACAGCAGCUGGACCAGCAGCGCAGAGAUGACUUCCUGUGUGACAUCACCCUGAAGGCCUCCGGACAGGAGUGGAGGGCGCACAAAUGUGUGCUGUCUGCCUACUCGGGAUACUUCAAAUCUGUCUUUGCUGCUUAUGAUGCCACAGAGGUACAGCUGGACCCUGUUACAGAGAAAGGCUUCAAUGCCCUUCUGGACUACAUGUAUACAGCCAAGUUGGUGCUGACCAAGGAAACAGCCCAGGACAUCUUGGUAGCAGCAGGAUUUCUGGAGAUUGUCAACGUGCUGUCUGACUGUUCAACCUACCUGAGUGGACCAGAGGAGCAGCCUGCAGCAAACCAGCCAAACUCUGAUGGACAAAAAGAAAGCACAGAAACAGGAGAAUCCGUCCCCCCCACCCAGCCACAGCCAGUCAAGCGGGGUAGAGGCAGGCCGAAGGGCUCGAAGGGAAGACCCAAACAGUCUGCCGUAUUGUCUGAUGAUGACGAUGAUGAGGUGGACCUGGGCAAGCUUGUUCUCCAGGGGGAUGGACCGUACACCUGCGACAUCUGCCAGGCCCAGUUCACACGCAGGUCCAAGAUCCUGGCACACAGGAGGCGACAUGCGGUGGAGAGGCUCUUCACAUGUGACAUCUGUGAUGAGAUCUUCUCAAAGAAAGGUCCUUACCUGAGCCACAGGAGGACACACAACAGUAAUCUCACCUGUAGAAAGUGUAGUGCUGAGUUUACCGAUCAAAAAAGCCUCGGAGAACACAUAAAAGAGCAUACAGAGGACAGGUUCCUUUGCGAUGAGUGUGAUAGACCCUUCCUGUCACGGAGCGCUCUCAUUCAACACAAGCGGACACACACCGGAGAGAAACCCUUUGCCUGCAAGGACUGUCACAAGACUUUUGCUCAGAAGACGACGCUGAUUCGUCACUGCCGCAGCCACACAGGCGAGAAGCCGUUUGUCUGCGACCUCUGUCAGAAGAGGUUUUCCGAGAAGGGCAACAUGCUGACUCAUCGCAGGAUACACACGGGGGAGAAACCGUUCAAGUGCGAGACGUGCGAAACCAGGUUUGGAAAGCUGUCCACCCUGAUUCAGCACCGGCGACAGCACACCCAUAAAGGAGAGAAGCCAUUUGUCUGUGGAGUCUGUAAUGCCUCCUACACCCAGAAGAGCCACCUGGUGUCGCAUCAGAAGCUGAAACACAUGGGGCAGGCUCGCUUCUCCUGCUCCGUGUGCUCGGCACAGUUCGAUAACAAGUUUCACUUCACGCGCCACCAGAGGACCCACACGGGCGAACGUCCCUUCCAGUGUGACACCUGUCAUUCCAGAUUUGCCCUCAAAGCUAACCUGCAGAGGCACCAAUCCUUACACAGUAAAGAGAAGCAGGGGAGAGGUCGGACCUCAAAAAGGGGAGAUUCAGGUGCAGCCAGUACCGAGCAGCCUGUUCAGGUGCAGUUACAGCUGCCACAGGGUGUAUCAGCUGCAAGCCACAUCCAGGCCCUGGUGUCGCAGAGUGGAGAGACUAUUCCCAUCAGAGUAACCAACAUUUCACCAGAUGAACAUAUCCAGGAGGUUUCCUCUGUCUCUCACUCUUCUCAUAUACAGGAGAUCCAAGGUAGCGGCACAACUCAAACAGUUCAGAUUGUAGAUCUGCAAGCCAACCCUGAAAAUGCAACCCAGGCACUACUUCAGCUGUGUAGCAUUGAUCAUGACUACCCUCAGUAGAAACCCGACAAAAAUUCAACAUUUUCUCAUGACAUUCAGCCAUAAUAGUAUUAUUUGAUAAACGUAGACAUUUUACAAAAUAUACAACCUUUCUGAUUAUGUUACAAUUUUAAGACCUUGUGUCCGUACACGAAAUAAAGCGCUUACCAACAGCAACAAGCUUUCGAUCAGUCCUCUGAUCAAGUUGAAAUGACCCAAAACCAUUAAAAAUCAUACUUCUAGUUUUUGAUUCCAGCCGCCAGGUAAUCAAGUUUAUUUCAGCCGGUAACGUCAUGUAAUAAAAAAAGCAGCUGAUUUGCAACCUGGCACCACAACUCUGGCAAAAGACAUUCUGUUGAGAAGCAAGAAGGCAAACAUUGUGAGAAAAUACAACUAUACACUUAGCGAUGAUUAAAUGCUCUGUUUGCUUCUCAAAAGAACGUUUUUUGCGAGUCAUGGCACCAGGUUUGGCUGAAUAUUUUGCUGAAUGAUAUCAGUAAAUCUUUCAACUUUUGGUGGCUUCUGCACUUUGAACACGGCUUGUUUAAUGUGAACUGUGUAAAAAUGUGGAUGUGUUUUAACUGAUGGUACAUGUAUGGGAAAACAGAUGAUGUUUAAUGCAUGAGGACAAAAUAUUGCUACUUGGUAUAGCCUUGUUGAAAUGUUGUCGAUGGUGGGAACUUUUUGUGUGUUUUAGGCCAUAUCUCACACUUGACAAUAUCUGUCCAGUCUUACUGACAUUAUAACUUGAAAUUUCUCUGUGUAGGUAUAAGCCAUUCUAGGUCAAAAUUGAACUGUAUUUUUGAACACAAAAAUCGGACAGUCUUUGUCAACGAAUGAACAAUCCACUGCGUCUGUGAUGUCCAUUGUUAAGAUUCAGAUAGAACAUGUGGACUUGGCGCCCCAGUCUCUGUUGAGGGAUAGUUGUAAAGCCCUCAUGUAGAUUACUUCAUUUAUUCAACUUUCAAAAACGUCAUUGUUUAAAUCCAUUUUUAUGCUGUGUUUUUAGUUCAUUUUAUCAAAUGUACACAAUGUACAUUGUUGGCACUCUUCUGUACAAUGUAUAUGUAUAUAGCAAGGACAAUAAAUACUAAUAAUCACUGGUACCUGGAAUACCUAUAAUUCAUGUAAUGGUACCUGGCAUCCAUGUAAUAUAAUUUUUCCUUUGUAAAUAAUAAACAUCUUGACAAAUUU
This is a messenger RNA of Branchiostoma floridae (Florida lancelet), 3168 nucleotides long. RefSeq names its product endothelial zinc finger protein induced by tumor necrosis factor alpha-like. NCBI's taxonomy places the organism in Eukaryota, Metazoa, Chordata, Leptocardii, Amphioxiformes, Branchiostomatidae. The transcript has 4 exons. The record is from RefSeq and is a predicted model, not a curated record. The coding region runs from base 229 to 1995 and encodes 588 amino acids. Gene Ontology annotation, molecular function: protein binding.